Molecule: messenger RNA, 480 nt
Organism: Bemisia tabaci
Lineage: Eukaryota; Metazoa; Arthropoda; Insecta; Hemiptera; Aleyrodidae
Source: RefSeq, a predicted model, not a curated record
UUUUACACCACAGUUAAUUUUAUAUUUUUAAUAAUUAUAGUAAUGAUUUCAGUUGCUUUUUUUACUUUGUUAGAACGGAAAAUAAUUGGAUAUUCACAAUCCCGUAAAGGCCCAAAUAAAAUUUUAAUAGCAGGAAUUGCUCAACCAAUUGCAGAUGCGAUAAAGUUAAUUUCUAAGGAGAUAAACAUAAAUUAUAGUUCAAAUUUUGGUAUAUAUACACUAGCCCCCAUACUUAAUAUUAUCUGCUCAUUAGUAACAUGAAUUGUUUUUCCACUUAGAUAUUCAUUUAAUUUUAUGAAGAUAGCAGUUCUAAUAAUACUAAGAUGUAUAGCAUUUAGUGUAGUGACUAUCAUAAUAAUAAGAUGAUCAUCAAACUCGAAUUAUUCCUUUAUUGGAAUGAUCCGAACAAUUUCCCAGCUAAUCUCGUAUGAAAUGACCUAUAGACCUAUGUCGAUAGACCUAUACGAGGUACAAAGUUAA